Molecule: messenger RNA, 5563 nt
Organism: Wasmannia auropunctata (little fire ant)
Lineage: Eukaryota; Metazoa; Arthropoda; Insecta; Hymenoptera; Formicidae
Gene: Cngl
Exons: 12
Coding region: 1-4287 (1428 amino acids)
Biological process (GO): monoatomic ion transport; transmembrane transport
Cellular component (GO): membrane
Molecular function (GO): protein-containing complex binding; monoatomic ion channel activity
Source: RefSeq, a predicted model, not a curated record
AUGAAGUUAUCAGUGUCAGCUUACACAGCUCAGGCCAGUGCUCACAAGAAUCUCUGCAGCUAUCAGCAACAGCGGAGCUACGGAGCCACGAAUCAGGCCCGGACCCCCUCAGACCUCGCGACGGUCCUUCCUGCCCUCAAGGUGGAUCGGGCGGAGAAGGAAGAAGGGCAGGGAGAGGGUGGUCUGGUGCCAUCUUGCAGCGGUGCUUCCGGUUCGAGGAUGGGCCCCGGGCCCGAUUCCGGCAGCAGCGCUCCUUCUUCGGUUCCGCAAUCGCUGGCUACCUCGAGAGACGACGAAGACGACGAUGACGAGGAGAGCAGCGGUAGGCGGUCCAAUGGCCACGGAGGAUCGAGGUCAUCGGAGAUCUACUACCGCCGGCGACACGCUAUCUCGGGCCAUCGACGAGCCUUGGCGAGGAGGUUGGCGGCCGGCGCUGCUGGCCCCAUCGCCGCCACCUCGACCACCUCGGAAUCGCUGGAGAGCUACGGCGUCGAUACAGAGAUACCCGCCGCAGCCAGGAGGCCCCGUAGCACGAGGGGCUCGCAAAAAUGGAGUAACGUACGCGCGGUCAUGGCGUUAUAUUCCUCUCUACGCAAAAUCAAGAGAACGAAGAGCAAUCAACGGUGGAUGAAACUGCGCACGACCGUGCAGCUGUCCUCGGCGAUCACCUCGACGAUUCAGAAGAAGCCGCCGCUGAAGCGCGAGGACUCGUUCCUGAAGAGGUUCUCCACCCGGCAGAUACCGGAGAGCCAAGAGACCCUCGACACCGGCGAGGGCGAGGGGGACGCGACCGACGAUAAGGAUACGGGCGCUCGGCGCCGCAGGCGACCCCGCAGACCGCAGAGGCCGCCCAAGACCGUGGUCAAUCCCGACGAGAACUUCUACUACUACUGGCUGAUGCUGUUGUCGGCCUGCGUCCUCUACAACCUCUGGACGCUGAUCGUCCGCCAGAGUCUGCCGGAGCUGCAGGCGCUCGCGCCCAACACCUGGCUCGCCUGCGACGGCUUCACGGACAUGGUGUUCUUUCUGGAUGUGGUGGUGCAGUUUCGCACCGGCUACCUGGAGCAGGGCCUGAUGGUCUACAACAAUCGGAAGCUCGCCGGUCACUACCUCAAGUCCAAGUCCUUCGUCUUGGAUCUGUUCGCGCUGCUGCCGCUCGAUCUGCUCCAGGUGAACCUCGGCAAUAAUCCCAUGCUGAGGUUCCCCAGGUUCCUCAAGAUCUACCGAGUGUACAAUUACUACUACAUGGUGGAGUCGCGGACGGUCUAUCCAAAUUUCUGGCGCGUGCUGAAUCUCAUUCACAUACUGCUCAUACUGGCGCACUGGUUCGGCUGCUUUUACUACCUGCUGAGCGAGGUCGAGGGCUUCCAAGGCGACUGGGUGUACCCGUACCGGCCCGGCGAGUACGCCACCCUGACCAGGAAGUAUCUCGGCUCCCUCUACUGGUCCACCCUGACGCUGACGACCAUCGGUGAUCUGCCCACGCCGGAGACCAACGCCGAAAUCGUAGCGGGCGGCAAUCCCCGGAGCCUCGCUCGUCGUGGCCGACUGUCCCGGCUUCUGCAGUUCAAGAAUAAUGGAGGGUACGUCUUCACGAUAGUCAGCUACUUGAUCGGCGUCUUCAUAUUCGCGACCAUCGUCGGCCAGGUUGGCAAUGUCAUCACGAACAGGAACGCGAACCGUCUCGAGUUCGAGAGGCUCCUGGACGGCGCCAAGACAUACAUGAGGCACCACAAGGUGCCGGGCGGUAUGAAACGGCGGGUGCUCAGGUGGUACGACUACAGCUGGUCGCGCGGCAGGAUACAGGGCGGUGGUGACAUCAACACCGCCCUCGGUCUACUCCCGGACAAGCUCAAGACCGAGCUGGCGUUGCACGUGAACCUCUCCGUGCUGAAGAAGGUCACCAUUUUCCAGGAAUGUCAGCCGGAAUUUCUUCACGAUCUCGUCCUGAAGAUGAAGGCCUACAUCUUCACCCCCGGCGAUUCGAUAUGUCGGAAGGGCGAGGUCGCCCGUGAGAUGUUCAUAAUAGCCGACGGUAUUCUAGAGGUGAUCAGCGAAACUGGUAGAGUCCUGACGACAAUGAAGGCCGGGGACUUUUUCGGCGAGAUUGGUAUACUCAAUCUGGACGGAUUAAAUAAACGCACAGCCGACGUUCGUUCGGUGGGUUACUCCGAGCUGUUCAGCCUCUCGCGGGAGGACGUGCUGGCGGCGAUGAAGGACUACCCGGAGGCGCAGGAGAUCCUGCAAAACCUCGGCCGGAAACGGCUGAUGGAAGCGCAGAGGGUAGCGCGGGCAUCGCGCCGACCUACGUCGCCCGGCCACGAUUCGUCCGACAACAGCACCGGCAAGAGGAUCGUCGAUAAGCUGAAGAGCGACGUGAAGGGUCUGAAGAACGUUCUGCGGAAGAGCAGGCGCAACACACGGCCUGAGGAGAGCCUGGAGCUUCAGCCAUUAGCGCCGAAGAUGCCAAUGCUGAGGCGGCAGCAGAAGAUCGACGACAGCCAAGACCUGCCGUUGCCCAGUAACCAAGAGCAGCCGGUGUCGCCGCUGGGCGCCGGUCUUCCGCUGUUGUCCAGGCUCAGGCUGUUGAAGGAGAAGGAAGAGAGGGAGGAACGGCGUAAUCUGAUGGACACAACGACCCACGCGACGGAGAUACUUCUGUUGAAGGCGAAGAACGAGCAGGACACCACUCAAAUGGAGAGGGAAAUAGCCCCCAUCAAGGAGCACACCCUGCCUAGAAACGCCAUUCCCGAGGAGCCGAGCACGCAAUCGGACGAGCAAUCGUCCUCGGGUGGUCAAAGCGUCGCCAUGACCACUGUGACCUCGCAGGUUGAGACGCGCGCGGUCAAGCCGAUCAAGAAGCCCUGGACCACGUUGAAAAACGCGUCGUUGACCACCAAGGAUAAUUCGCCGCAGAAAAGCCCGCCGGCCAAAAAGCUGCAACAAACCAAAAUGUAUGCCUCCGUCGACGACCUCUCGCCGGAGUACUGCGGUCUGCCGUUCGUCAAGAAGCUCAAAAUUCUCAACGAGAGGCAGAAGUUGGCCGAGCUGGAGAAGGCGGUCAGGAGCUCGUCCCUCGAUUGCGGUGAGAACUUCGAACCGGAGUUCGACAGCAAUCUCACAAGGAGUCACUCGGAGGCCUGUGCCAUCGAGUACGCCAGGAAGCUGGCCAAAUAUAAUCGAGAUCGACAAGCGGCGGCGUCGUCGGCGCCGGAACAACUGUCGCCGGAGAACGAGACGCUCGAGAGGCGGAACCUGAAGAGCAUCCUGAAGAAACUGUCGGCCAGCAGUAGGGCCGGCAGCUCCGAGACCUCGGCGACGAGCACGCCGGAUCGCGAGGCCGCGACCGCCGAGCUGAGGAAGCUGAUGAGAGCGCCGACGAUCGAGGGUUACGCCGCGCGGCACUCGAAGCUGUCCAAGAGCGUGACCUUCAACAAGUACACGCUGCAGAGCCCGCCGUCCGAGCAGCCCCUGCAGCCGCCGCCGUUGAACUACCCGCCGUCCGGCACCCAGGAUCAGCCGUCACUGCCGCCGCCCAAUAAAUUCAGUUUCCGUCCUGUGAGCAGUGUCGGUGGUGUCCUGCAAACGAUGUCCCGGCCGCGGGAGGAGGAGUGCCUGGGCGAAUUGCUCUCCGGGGUCGGUGAGGUCAUCAAGGCGGGCUUGGACGACAUGCAGGGCAAAUUCGAGCGACAGUUCACGUCGCUCGAGCUGGAGGUCCGCAAGCGUGACGAGAUAAUAUCGCAGCUACAGUCGCGGAUCCAGGAGCUGGAGCGAAGGAAAUUGCGGGCCGCGGACGAUUCCGGCGGGGACAGCACCGAGCACGACGCCUCCAUGGAGGAGGACCUCGACGACGAUCGCGAGGAUCAUCCCUUCAUGCGUGACAGCUCCGUGGACACCGUCCUCGGGUCCGCGCGGUCCCGCAACCGGCACUCGUCCUCGUCGGUCGGCUCGAGCUCGCGCUCGCGCAGCAGGCGAUCGUGGGAGGAGCACUCGGAGAGAGAAACCCUGGAAUUGCAGGAGCUGCCGAAUUCGAUAGUGCCGCAGAGGCUGUCGCGGAAGGAUGUGGCGAUCGACGUUGAAUCGAACAGCGACAGCAGAUCGGACGAGGAAUUUGACGUCUGCGGCCAGGAGGAGGAGGAGGAAGAGGAGGAGGAGGACGACGACGAGGACGAUGACGACGAUAAGAUCGUGCGGCAAGACGGCUACAACAAUUGGGAGGUCGCCCUGCUGGCGAAGCAGCUCGAGGCGAGGAGAAGAAGCGGCGAUAACGCCAGCCCGGGUUCCUAGCGCAUUAACGAGAUUCUAGAAAUACUGUGUUACCUCACGAACACGAUACGCUCCGACGGAUGGUGCAAUCCGCUGGCUGGGACCGGCGGUAGUGCAGCUUUUUGCGAACACGAUCAUCGCUCGUACUUACAGUUAGACUUCGAUAGUAUGACUACUAGCUGCAGCGAGACUAUGAUGUAGUACGAUCUCGCAGGGCGUUGUUGAUAUCUUUUUUCUUUAUUUCUAAUCCGUUUCAUCGAAUUUGUUUUCCAGUUAUCUGUGAUAGAUCUCCAGCUCGAUGAAUCGGCGACCCAGUAUAAUUUACUCUUCAUCGAUAUUAUCUCUCAUGCAAUACAAGUUCUCUUGUCUCCUUCUUCAACCUUUUCCUUAUGCUUUUUUUUUCUUCGCUGUUACGAGUGAUCUUAUCGAAAAUAUAACUAGUUCAAAUGAUUUGAUUUCUCUCAACGCGUACAUUGGAUUGUAAAUAUUCACAGGUGUGCCUGAGGAAAUAUUAAUACAUGAGAUAUUCAGGACUCUCUUCUCUUAUUACAUAGACAUCCUAAUUGAACGUACAAGAUAUCUCAGAGUAGCUAUGUACCAAUAGCAAAAUAUACGACCUACAGGGAGUUUCUUAAACGGGAAAAUUGGAAAAUUUUUUAGGGUGGGAAAUAUCGAAACUUGGACUAGAAUGCCGCGCAACCGUAUGCAACCGUAUACACCAUAUUAUAUUUUUGAAAAAUACACGCCUCUUUCUUGCCAUUUCGUUGGCAGCGUUUAAGAAUUCGUCUCUGCUCCUCCGAUUAUCCACUUAAUCAUAUUCCUGAAAAGCUGCACCACAAACGAACGGAGAUAUUAGUCGGUUGUACGAAGCGAGAGAAGGAAUAAAUAAUUUUAGAAGAAACAGAAAGAAAAAGAGAAAGAUAUAAACAGAGAGAUAUAAAUAUAAUUUGAAGCGAACAGAACUUAAUGGAGAAUAUAUUACGUAUACUGACCAGACCAAGCUCAAUAUUUCUAGAGUCUUUACAAGAUACGUCUAUUAAGCGACAAAUGAUUAUUAAAGUAAGGAAAAGAGAAUUAUUAAGAUCUUGUACAUAUUAGCCGAUAAUUUAUUUAUUUAUGAGCGAAAGAGGAAGAGCGAAUGAGAGUAAGAUUACGGAAAGAGGGAGUAGGAGAUACAAAUAUAAAAGUUAGUGUAAGAAUGAAUUUUAUUGGAUUACAAGGAGAGAAGCAUUUUAGAUGCUGAUAUGUACCUAAUAUGCGGACGAAAGGAACAUACAAUAAAGCAAAUGUUUUCAAA